CUAGCUAAUUUUCUUGGUAUAUAUAAUAUAAUGGUCAGCCUCAUUUCUUUCUGCCUCUUUCUUUCCUUCAUCAGUUUCGUCCUGAUGAGACAAUGGAUGAAGCCGAAAAGCGGCCGGAAUUUGCCUCCCGGACCGAGGAAACUGCCACUCAUCGGAAACAUGCACAAUUUAGUAGGCAAAGUCCCACACGUUGCCCUUAGAGACUUGUCCAAACAGUACGGCAAGGAGCUGAUGCACCUUCAACUCGGAGAAGUUUGUGUUGUGGUGGUCUCGUCAGCCGAGGUAGCCAAACUGUUCCUCAAAACUCACGACCUCGACUUCGCCAGUAGACCCAGAAUUCUAGCCGGCGACGAGAUCUUUUACGAUAGAUCUGACCUCGUUUUUACUCCUUACGGUGAGUACUGGAGACAAAUGCGUAAAGUUUGUAUGACGGAACUCCUCAGUGCCAGAACCGUACGUUCCUUCAGCUACAUCAGGCAAGAUGAGAGUCAUCAUCUAUUGGAUCGUGUCCGUUCAUCAUCGGGCGUUGGCAGGCCAAUCAAUAUAGUUGAUGAAAUCACCACAUUUAUGACCUCCGUAAUUUGUAGAGCUGCAUUUGGUAAGACGUUGAAAAGGACAGAAGACUUAGUUAAGGUUUUGAACGAAAUAAUGAUCCUGGCGAGUAGCUUUUGCGUGGCUGAUACAUUUCCCUCUCGGAAAAUCCUUCACUUUCUGACCGGAGAAAAGAGAAGGAUGGUGAAAGUUGGGCAAAAGACAGAUGAAAUCAUGGGAGACAUCAUAAAGGAGCACAGAAACAACUUAGGCAGUGGGAAAACGGGGAGUGGAGAAUCAGGUAGUGAGGACAUAGUUGAUGUCCUCAUAAAGCUAAAGGAUAGCGACAGUCUUCCAAUGUCUAUCACAGACGACAACAUCAAAGCUGUGAUUAUCGACAUGUUUGGAGGAGCAGUGGACACAUCAAUGACAACCACCGUGUGCGCCAUGGUGGAAAUGGUGAAGAAUCCGAGGGUGUUGGCGAAAGCACAAGCCCAAGUGAGGGAAGUGUUCAAAGGGAAAGAAAGGGUAGAAGAGAGCGAUGUGGAAAAGCUGGCAUACUUGAAUCUAGUGAUCAAAGAAACUUUGAGGCUUCAUCCCCCAGGUUUUCUGUUAUUCAGGGAGAACAGCAAAGAAAGUGUGGUUUGUGGAUACACCAUUCCGCCCAGAACAAGAGUUCUCAUCAAUGCCUGGGCCAUCAGCAGGGAUCCCCAAUACUGGGAAGACCCGGAGAGCUUUAAACCAGAGAGAUUUGAGGAUGAGCCCAUGGAUUUCACUGGAAGUGACUUCAAAUAUAUGCCAUUUGGGGGUGGAAGGAGGAUGUGCCCUGGCAUUUCAUUUGGUUUAGCAAAUGUUUACACUCCUUUGGCACACUUGCUUAACCAUUUUGAUUGGGAACUCCCUCAUGGAACCACACCUCAUACCUUGAAGCUCACAGAGUUGCCUGGAUUAGUCAUGGGAGUGAAGAAUGACAUUUUCUUCAUUGCUGCUCCUCCUCCUCCUACUGCUGCUUAACUAUCUUUAAAGAAAUAAAAUUAAUUAUAUAUAUCUAAUCUAAUCUAAAAACAUAAUAAGUCUCAAUCAAGGU
Messenger RNA from Ipomoea triloba (trilobed morning glory), 1618 nucleotides. Its product is annotated as premnaspirodiene oxygenase-like. The coding region runs from base 31 to 1545 and encodes 504 amino acids. Gene Ontology annotation, molecular function: monooxygenase activity; oxidoreductase activity, acting on paired donors, with incorporation or reduction of molecular oxygen; iron ion binding. The record is from RefSeq and is a predicted model, not a curated record. NCBI's taxonomy places the organism in Eukaryota, Viridiplantae, Streptophyta, Magnoliopsida, Solanales, Convolvulaceae. The transcript is spliced from 3 exons.